CAGCCUAGUUUUCCUAUUAUUUGAAGGUGCCCUUGUGUCUAAAAUGUCUAUGGAAUAUUUACAUUGGAAUUGUGUUGAUUAUUGUUUUGACGUUUGACUGCAUUAAAUUACUUUUCCAGUGGUUGGCAAAUAUUGUAGUUGGCUUUAUUUUUACUUGUUAAGCUAAUUAAAAGUCAAAUAAAGACCUUCGAGAUGGUGCUUAAUUUGCCACCUCUGCCGGACACUUUGAAACAAAUCCAACGAUUUCUAAAUGUGGCAAAUCAAUUCGAGCAAAGAGAUAUUGCUGUGGCGUAUUGGUCCAGGCUCCACGCGUUGCAGCUGGCCUUGAAGAUGGACCGCAAGUCGAAGGAGGCGCAGGCGGUGUCCGUGGCGCUGCUGGACUGGCUGGAGAAGGAGAAGAAGGGCAACCAGUCGAGCGAGAUACGGCAGGCGGCGGCCGCCAAGACGCACCUCGAGGAGAUAGCCACCAGGCUGCUCGAGAAGGCAUAUGAACUCGACUUGGCGGAGCAGUACGGCAAGCCGAUAAUCCACUACUUCUACACGGCGGGCGUGCUGUUCGACGUGAUGCAGCAGUUCGGGGAGCUGUCGGAGGAGGCGACGCAGAAGCGCAAGUACGCCAAGUGGAAGAGCGUGUACAUCAGCGGCUGCCUGAAGAGCGGGGAGACCCCGGUGCCGGGCCCGCCGGGCGAACAGGGGGCGGCGGGGGGAGGCAAGCCCUGGGACGACGACGACGAGAUGGAGCUCCAGAGUUUCCUGGGGGGCCACGAGAAGCCUGGUCCCGAGAAGCCAGCGGGAAGCGGGGCUUCCCACGUGUCGCCAGUGCAGCCAACAUCGGACUUCACGCCGUCGCCCUCGACAGGCGGGGAGGGAGCUAGCUCGUCGGGCGGGCCCAGCUCGUCCUUCGUGGCCAGCGAAGAGGCCGGAGGCACCGGUGGCGUGAAGCUGACCCCGGAGCUGACCUUGAAGGCCCAGAAGUACUGCAAGUGGGCGGAGAGCGCGCUGAGCUACAGCGACGAGCCGACGGCCAUCGACUACCUCACCAAGGCCCUCAAGCUGGUGCGGACCGGGGUGGACGAGUAAACAAGUUUGUUCCCGUCUGCAAAAUUUGAAGGCCGCCUUUUUUGAAACUAAUAAUUAUGCUUAAUUUUUUUUACAUUAAUAAAGUAUAUUUUGUUUAAAAGUUAGUAGUCUAGGCCAUAUUUUACUGUUAAAUAUAAAGAAAAAAAUAAACAGUUCUAUUGUAUAUUAUCCAAGCUAAUUGCUUAAGCUAAUUUUGAAGAUAAUGUGUAAGACUGCAAGACUGAAAUGUCAGUCAUGAUUGUAAAUAUUGUUGCUAUCAUAUUGUACAUAUUGUAGCUGUUACAUCGGAAAAGGCAUAAGAGCAAGUUGUAAUAACAUCCUAAGUUAAGCAUUUCGAAAGUUCUUAAGUUUCCUGCACACCUUGAUACCCAGCUAUGCACAAUUGAAGGUUUUGCAUGUUAAAUAUUACUAGGAGUGAUUCAGUAGUUUUGUAGAAUGUCGCUUUCUAGCAACUUAAACACUGUGCACUGUAAAGAGAAAAAACACUGAUUUAGGAGAAAAAAGUACAAAAAUGUUAUGCAGGUUUGCAUGUCUGUACUGUAAAACUUUAUGCUUAAGAAUACACAUGGACAACCUUCUUGUGAUGUACAGUGUUGUUUUAGUUGCGAGUGAAUCAUAGCAUCGUACAAUGUUCUAAUUAAAAAAAAAAAAACCCUGUUCUGGCACACAGUUGGAUCUUUAGUUAGGAAAGCCCAUUAAUAGAAGGGCAUUCUCAUUUUGAAGUGAAGAAAAAUAGCUAUUUUAAGUUUGUUGUAUAUAUCAGUACAAACAUUUAAAUUGGUCUGGCAGGUGUACUACUUCAAAUCGAAAAGAGGAGACCGCCUGUAUAAAUCAGUAUUAAAAAAAAAAAUCCAUGUAGGAUAUGCAUGUGCACUUCUUGUAAAGUUGUAAUAAUUUUGCUUUAAGACAUUCGCAAGGCUAUUAAGUGCAUUGCAAGCCUCAAUACAGGGCCCUCUCUUAAAAACUAAAUGCCCGGGGGCAAAAAAUUUUGUUUGGCUUCCUUCCCAUUACUUAAUGUACAGUUUUUGACAACCACAAUCUCUACAACAGGGAGGGGCAAGGGAAUUUUGCCCCCCCUCUGAAACCUUGAAGUGGGGGCAAACGGGGGCAAAGAAAGUGCUGUGUAAUCAAUUUUUAGAUAAUAAAACUGCUUAAAUAGCACCAUUUUCCACCUUGAAAUACAAAUUUUCCCGGGGGAGGACCCCCGGACCCCCCGCUUCAAUAGGGGGGAUCAAUGAUUCUUUAUAAAAAGGUAUAUUGCCCCCCCCCCCCCCCCCCUUUGGAAAUUUAGUUGUUGCGCCCCUGCCUGUGUGUAUUGCAUAACUUUUAAGUAGUGAUGGGUAUAUAUAACAAAUUUCUGGAAUCAAAAUCUGGAAUUUUAAUCCCAAAGAGUAUCUUGAAUAUAACCCUUGAUACUGAAUCUAGAUCUCAAAGGUCAAAAAUUAAAAAAAAAAAAAAAAAAAAAUUAAAAAAUCAAAAAUAUUAUUUAUGGUGUUAAAACAUUCUUCCCUUCAAAUGUUUGUUUCACAAACUGAGUUUCCAGAAUCAAUACAUACUAUUGGUAAUUUAUUUAUAUAUUACACCUUGAAAUAAUACCUUGCGGAAUAGUAACAGCAUAGGUAUGAAGAAAAUAAUUGACCCUGUUAAACUUUAGGGGUAUUCAGUGUUGAAUUUUUUAAUUUACUUUAUUUCCUUUAAUAUUUUUUUUGCAGAUUUUUUCAUCAAAUAUUGAAUCCAUCAAAUAAUUUGGAUUUGAUGGUAUUUAAUGAUUUGAUUGGCCCAUCCCUACUUGUAAGGUUUCCAAUGAAUUCUAUUAGCAAUUGAUUUGUAAUUUUGUUCUACUAUCAGGGUAUGCAUAAAAAAAAAGUCUUGACACUAAACCGGGCCUCCAUGGUGCCUGAAGAUAUUGCCCUCCCCCCUACUCCUCCCUCUACUCUCUCGCCUCUCCACUCUUUCCCCUCUCUACUCUCUCCCCUCUCCACUCUCCCCUCUUCUAUUCCCACCCACUUUGCCCUCUGCUCACCCCUCUUCAACCCACUUACCUCUGGCCACUCCCCCUCUGCCCGUUCCCCUAUCUCCCCCUCUGCCCAUUACCCUCUCUCCCUCUUUGUCCACUCCCAUUCACCCAUCUCCUCACUUUCCCCUCUUCACUCUUCACUCACCCCUCUUCACUCUUUACUUUCCCCUCU
Bacillus rossius redtenbacheri is the source of this 3269-nucleotide messenger RNA. It is a transcript of the gene Vta1, whose product is annotated as vacuolar protein sorting-associated protein VTA1 homolog. The record is from RefSeq and is a predicted model, not a curated record. NCBI's taxonomy places the organism in Eukaryota, Metazoa, Arthropoda, Insecta, Phasmatodea, Bacillidae. Gene Ontology annotation, biological process: late endosome to vacuole transport via multivesicular body sorting pathway. Gene Ontology annotation, cellular component: multivesicular body. The coding region runs from base 193 to 1080 and encodes 295 amino acids. The transcript is spliced from 6 exons.